Molecule: messenger RNA, 726 nt
Organism: Lacerta agilis (Sand lizard)
Lineage: Eukaryota; Metazoa; Chordata; Lepidosauria; Squamata; Lacertidae
Product: vesicle-associated membrane protein 2-like
Biological process (GO): SNARE complex assembly; vesicle fusion; vesicle-mediated transport
Cellular component (GO): plasma membrane; SNARE complex
Molecular function (GO): SNAP receptor activity; syntaxin-1 binding
Source: RefSeq, a predicted model, not a curated record
CAGGUCGUGGACAUCAUGCGAGUGAACGUGGAUAAGGCUGAGAGGGAUCAGAAGCUCUCGGAGCUGGACGACCGCGCCGACGCUCUGCAGGCGGGGGCCUCCCAGUUCGAAACCAGUGCCGCCAAGCUCAAGCGCAAGUACUGGUGGAAGAAUCUAAAGAUGAUGAUAAUCCUGGGGGUGAUAUGCACCAUUAUCUUGAUCAUUAUCAUCGUUUACUUCAGCACUUAAUGGAAUUUAUGGAGCCAUUUCUCAUCCAGGAGCAACGGCCGGGAGCAGCGUGAGGGGCAAAGCAUCCCCCCUCCUCUAGAUCUCAGCCAUAUCUUCCAGCCGCCCCCCCUCCCCUCCCUCCAUACGCCCCUUACACCCUCCCGAAUCCCCUCCUCCCCUCCGGUGUGUGUGUGUGUGUGGGUGUGCAUUGCGUGGGUGUCUUGUAAAUAGCCUGAUUUGUUAUUUAUACAUAUAUAUAUAUAUAAUAUAUAUAUUUGUCUGUUUGUAGAUUUAUUACUAGACUUUCCAUGUGUCAUGGAAUCUUUCCCCCUUCCCCUUCUCCUGCCAACUCGCGACUUCUCUCUUUCUCUCUCUCCUGACAGUGUUUUUUCAGUGUCUUGGUUUUUAACUAAAAUCUUCAAGGACCAAUAACUCCUUAACCCUUCUCCUGACUUAGCUGGGCUCAGAAACUCCUAAGGCACCCUGGCCCACCACACUUCCUCCCCAUGCGCAAAAAAA